AUGGCGGGAGGCGGGGCGUCGUCGGCGUGGGGCCCGGGCCCGGCGCUGGUGACCGCGCUGGUGGCGCUGCUCGGGCUCGGCCUCGCCGCCUACAUCGUCGGCCCGCAACUCUACUGGCACGCCGCGGAGGCGCUCACGGCGGCUGCCGCGUGCCCCGCCUGCGACUGCAACUGCGACGCGCGCCUGCUCCUCGACCUCCCGGAAGAUUGUGCUAAACACUUCAAAGGGGUCAAGAGUCGCGCAUCUGGUGAAGAGACAGAAAAAAGUUUCACAGAACUGCUUGUAGAAGAAUUAAAGCAGAGAGAAGAGGAGGCAACACAAGCCCAGCAAGAGGCUGAUGUUAAGUUGCUCGAGGCCAAAAAGUUAGCUUCGCAGUAUCAGAAGGAGGCUGACAAAUGCAGCUCAGGCAUGGAUACCUGUGAAGAAGCUAGAGAGAAGUCAGCUGUAGCAUUGGCCCAACAGAAGAAACUGACUUCUUUGUGGGAGCAAAGGGCUCGGGAACUAGGAUGGAAACCCGAGAAUGCCAAGGCACACCUAUAG
Messenger RNA from Miscanthus lutarioriparius, 540 nucleotides. The record is from the annotation of a GenBank genome assembly. Lineage: Eukaryota; Viridiplantae; Streptophyta; Magnoliopsida; Poales; Poaceae.